AUGAGACACUUGGUGAAGGAGUACGCAGAUGACAUCAACUACAACAAAGUACUGGGGUAUUCGACGCAACAAAUAUUGUUUCUGAAUAAUGAAGGGAACGGACUUGGAGGGUUGUCAGAAACACUGAAAUCUGGUGAGAACAAUAAAAGCACAAAGGGAGCUAAGGUGACUGAUUUUACGAAUUUUGGGGCACCAGAAAAACGAGCGCUGCCUUUUGGGUUCCAACCCACCACAUUUAAACCACUCUCACAGACAAUGAAAGAAGCCCUUGAAAGACAUCAACUGCAACUUGAGAAGGAUAUUGAAAGGCAACGCGAAUUGUUACAGAAACAAUCGGAAUUGAGUCCAGAUGCUGUGUUUGCACAAAACUCGCCUUUUUUGGAAAUGUCGUGUUUCACUGAUGAUAUUGAUGGGGUUCAAGGGAAGAGGGCUCCAAACACAAACACUUUUGAUAACAAAGAAGGGGAUGACUUGGAAAUGAGCCAAGAGGAAUAUAAUCCUGAAAAUGAUUCAGAAGGAGCAGAUAACGUUGAUGAAUCGGAUCAAUCAGACACUUCCACACAGUCUGAAAACAACCAAAUGGAGAGUGAAGGUGGUACCGAAGAAGAAAAGGUUCAAGAGAAGAAUCAGAACGAAGAAGUUAAAACAAUGAAAGAAAAUGGAAUUGAGACUGUUCGAUCCACCCCACAACAACAAAGCAUUCAACUCGUUGAACAACAAUUACAAGAGAAAUCACUCCAACAAAAUGUUGAACCAAAACAUGUCGUCUCCGAACCAACAAAACCUAUUGUAUUUCCUGUGAUCAAAGGAAUCAAAUUUGAACCACCACAACGACCAAAGGGUUCUGAACCCCAAACUCAAAUUAAGGCGGAACUUCCACAACGAAAGGGUAAUACUAAUUGUAAUGCAAAAAUUGAUAAGAAACAAAACCAAUCGAAUGAGACUAAAAAAGAAGACACCAACAAAGAUAACUCGAAAAAUAUAGUUGGGACGUGCCAACAACUCGAGAAACACUAUUUGAGACUUGUGAAGGUGAUCACACCAGACUCAGUAAGACCUUUGGACGUCCUUCAAAAGGCGUUUGUGUUUGUCGGGAAUAAGUACAAAAGCGGAGAAAGAGAUAUUAACUACUUCCUUGACCAACUCAAGUCGAUCAGACAAGACUUGACUGUCCAGGGUAUUGUUAAUCAGUUUACAAGAGAAGUUUAUAUCGCCAACUUGAUUACCGAAUUGGACAACAACGAUCUCACUGAGCUUAUUACAUGUGUGAAGAAACUCAUUGAAGUCGAUGGUGUAUUAUCAAUACACGACGACACGCAUAUCAUCUUUUUGGCUAUCAGUUUGCUCUAUUCACACACCGGACUCCAGAAGAACACAAUGUCAAUCAAGGCAUAUAACGACUUACUCGGUCAUAUCAAAACAGAGGUUCAAAACCCUCUUUUAUUAAGUGUUUGCGAACUCUUGAAGUAUUACUUCUGUGGCGAGAUGCGGUCGGUUUUACUUAAAGCGUACAGUGGAACGUUCCCGACGUUGGUUAUGAAAUUUAUUGAGAAGAAUAUUGUGCCGUCGGCUCGGAUGAUGUUGUUUGAGUCGGUUUUAAUGACGUUCAAAGGAAAAUUGUCGUACCAAUAUGUGAUGACAGCGAUGUGUUUUAAAGCAAAUGAUAUCAACACGUUCAAAGAAUUUCUAAACGACGCUAAAAAGCAGCUCCGCUUUACGUACGACAACCAAAACGAGAACAUAUUUUUCAAUUGA
Molecule: messenger RNA, 1755 nt
Organism: Entamoeba invadens IP1
Lineage: Eukaryota; Evosea; Mastigamoebida; Endamoebidae
Product: leukocyte receptor cluster member, putative
Exons: 2
Coding region: 1-1755 (584 amino acids)
Cellular component (GO): nucleus
Source: RefSeq, a predicted model, not a curated record